UUGUUGCCGUUGUGGUUUAUUAUUAUACCAUGCUAAGAUUGAUGUUCAUUUAGAUAACCUGAAUUUGGGUUUUGGAUUGGCAGAACUGUACUCAAGCAGUUGUCUGGUGUUUCAAAAGUGUGGAAUUAAAGUAAUGGUCACUGUGGGGCUGUACUACCACUACAGCCACCAAUAAUAAAGUAGGGAAUGCUAUAUUAGUAAAUAUUUAUGACUUAGCAAGAUAUUUUAGUAAUGAUCAAUGUCACAGUUGGAAGAUGGAAGAAAUUGUUUUUGCAUUGAAUUAUAAUCAAAGUGGCAUGUCUUAAGCUGGAGAUUUUCGAAAUUUAAUUGUUCAUGAAACUACUUGAGUGACAGUACUUUCAAAAUAUGUAAAGGCAAACAACCCAAGCCAAGGAUAUUGUGGCCACCAUUAUAGAAGUGAAGUACAUGAUAUUGUGGCCACCAUUAUAGAAGUGAAGUACAUGAUAUUGUGGCCACCAUUAUAGAAGUGAAGUACAUGAUAUUGUGGCCACCAUUAUAGAAGUGAAGUACAUGAUAUUGUGGUCACCAUUAUAGAAGUGAAGUACAUGAUAUUGUGGCCACCAUCAUAGAAGUGAAGUACAUGAUAUUGUGGCCACCAUUAUAGAAGUGAAGUACAUGAUAUUGUGGUCACCAUUAUAGAAGUGGACUGUUACUAUUUUACAUUUUCAUUUUAUUUUCGUGGAUGAAUAUUUUUUAAAUGCAUUAAUGUACAAACAUUUACAAAGGUUAACACUUUUAUAUUGGGGUCCUCACAAAGCAGUUUAAAAUAGCUGCGUCCAACAAGGUAAAAGAAAAUACAAGAGGAUAAGAUGGGUAAUACUCUGGAACAGCAUUUCAGGCGAAGUAGUAAUUGAAGGACUUUUUCUAUACAGUAGAGGAUGAACGCUUUCUUCCCGAAUGAAAAUCCCAUAAAAUAAUGAUGAAUUUACAAUGUGCUAAAUGUUUUUUUUUAUUUACAUCCUGAACACUUUAAUUUGUAGAUGAGUUGUGAUAUUCACUGUUAUGUAUCCAGUGUUUCUUUUCAUACUGUUACAUUGACACUAACUACCAGCAACCUUGGAACAGUUUUCAAGGGAAAUGAUAGUAGAUCAAUGGAACUUUUUGGGGGGUAAGUUUAAGGUGCAGUUGUGUGUGGUAUCCAGCCACUUAAGGAUAAAUAUCUACAAGAAAACAUUUCUUACCUCAAAAAUAAAACAAAUUGGGUGGAGGAAUAUCACUUUUCCUAUUCAAGUUUUUCCCCCUAGUUUUUCUUGACAUCAAGAAAUACGCAGCCAAUGCUGAUAUGUUUACUGCCACCAUUUUUGUUUAUCUGAACAUCAGAAUUUAUAAUCUGAGGUCACCACCUGAACUUUUCAUCGGCAUUGCUAUUCCGUUUCGCAUGCCAAAAAAACGGCAGAGGUAACAGCAACUUAACCCGAUGGCUGUGGUAGAGUGAUUAGCGGAUUGGUGUGCAAAAAACACAUACUACUGUAUAUUGAUUUUCCCCGAAUAUCAUUUUAACUCUUGUGGAUUAUAAAAGACAGUGUAUAGAAGAAUGUGGAAACCAAAUAUAAGUCCAUUACUUAACUUAGUUUGGCCGCCAGUCUCUCAUAGGGUAGAAAAGGGAUUCUAACCUAUUACUCAUCCAAACACUCGAUUUAUUUGACAAAUUUACUGAAAGUAAAUACAGUUGAAGUUUUCAACAUCACUCUCAAUGGAUCUUGAAUGUUUCAGCUAUAAGUGGGUAAUUUUGAAUAUAUAUACAACAACAUGCGAUUUCAUGAAGUUUCUUAAACGGAGGAUAGAGGAAACAUACGUCUCAGUGGAGGGACUCGAGAAACUGGCAAUUAAAAGUAUCCCAUAUUUGACCCUGCCAGUUAUAAAAAUUUUCAUGCGCUACAUUCAAACGAUCUGAAUUCCAGAAUGUAUGUCACACUCUUUUGCUUAACAUUCGAGAAUGUAUGUUGCAGUUAUCGGGUUAACAAAAACUUUCCGGUGCUACUAUAGCGUGUGGUCUACAAAGAUAUCUGUAGUCUAACGUAACCUGAUUUAAGCUAACCUAACUUACCCUGAACUAACCUAACCUAAUUUAACAUAACCAUACCUAACCUAACUUUAUCUAAUCUAACCUAAGCUAACUAAAUCUAAAUAUCUUAUAAUCUUGUAGACUGCAUGCUAUAGGAGCACCAAAUUUUCUUUGGAUGAUGGUGAUAAAUUUCUUCUUCAGUUUAAUAAAAAUAGCAUCCCAAGAAGGACGAAUAUGACACUUAUUAUUAAUGAUAGUAGAUAGGUAGGAUUUGGAAUUUUUCAAUUACAGGUAUAGUACAGAGGCAUACCUGUAAGAAUAUUACAUAUAUGUAUUAGUUUGGCAAAGCAGGUGAACCAACAAAACAAGCCUACCCACCUACCUAACCAAGGAUGGAAGUUUAUUGAGUAUAAUUAUCGUUUCGGUUAUCCAGCGAAUUUUAGGAUUUUAAGUUUUGGAAUCGUUAGUUUAGAUAAUUCAAAGACACUUUUCUUCUAUUGCGUUUCCGUUGGAAAUUUAAGUUUUUUGAGUAUUUUAACCAAUAAAAUUACCUACAAUAUUAUUUGUUCAAAGGGAGCAGGGCUUUGAAGUACAGUAAACCCUUGCUAUUCGUGGGUUUGCGAUUCCCGAUUUAGACUAUUCGCAGUAAGCAGAUGGUGGCUAGCUAACGAGCCUGCCCGCAGUGCAAUGAGUCACCCCCACGUGCCCGCAGCGUCUCCUCUCGCUCCUCUCUCUCUUUGAUUGUGCUCAGCCAUUGCUUGUGACGUAGCAUCUCUUGUGUUGUAGGUAAUCCCCGUUAUUCAUAGCCUCGGUAUUCAUAACCCUGUUUAUCCGCAAUCAAUUUAUUGUUACCCAUUUCCACUAUUCGCAAUGGUUGCCCCGUUUAUUCGCAAAUUCUUACGAGCAAAAAUUUUGAACCGCGCGCCUCAACCAUAGCAUAGGACAGCGUGUGUACAUAUUCCUCCGCCAUACGCUCCCGCUCACCUCAGUCUCACACGUACUGGAGUGUGUUUUAUGUGAUCUCGCAAUGCCUAAGCGACCAGCUACUAAAACUCCCAGCAAUGUUGCUAAGAGAUCACGCGUGGCAGUUAUGUUGGACGUGAAAUUGGAUAUCGUAAAAAGACAUGAACACGGGAGCGUGCACGGCUUGGCUCCCUCUACGGUGCAUUCUAUAGUUAAAAGGAAACGUAUAUCAAUCCACGACCCUGGCAGUGAGGAGAGUGAGGUGGCUGAUGACCUUGGCAGUGAGAAGAGUGAGGUGGCUGACUACCCCAGCCUCCUCUCACCCCAGUAAACUUUCACCCUCUCCCCUAAUGCCAACUUCAACAAACAAGCAACACAGCACAUCAGAGUGAUCAUGGCGGAGGUGAGGGAUUUGAAUGUGGGUGAUGUGCUGGGGCUGUUGGAGAGUACGCAGGAGGAAGUCUCUCAGGAAGUCCGGGCACUGUUGAAGGAGACCUUUGCCACUGUACGUGAACCAUGGCUUGUCAACGGCUUGCUGGAAUAUUUCUAUGUAUCCAACAGUGGUCGCCUCUUGGAUAUUCUGCUGGGAGUAGGCGAACCUCAUGAUCGCCAUCUCUUAGAUAGACUGAUGGAUGGAUUAAAGGGAUCGGAUCGCUUUCGUCAAACCUGCAUCUUGCUUUAUGCUGUCCGCCGUCAACCGCCUCCCAUGUGGUUGAGGAAAUUUCUUCAGCAUGGUGCCAUGCGUGAACUUCUCCAUGUCCUGUUAACAGAUGAAGAUGUCCCUGUUUUAGUAGGCGCUGUCAUGGUUGUGGUGGUUCUCCUUCCAGCUUUACCUCUUGAGAUGGGGCGGAUGCAUCUGUCUGCGGUUUUGGAUAUCUUUUGCCGGUUGGUACGAUGGACUCCAAAAAAAGAACAUGAUGAGGCUUUCCAACCUUUUUUACAAGUGGCUGUGUAUUCCCUAUUUCAUAGACUCUAUGCCCUAUAUCCAUGUAAUUUCCUUACUUGCUUACGAAAUAGUUUCUCGAAGCCAAAUUCAUCUGCCUGUUUCUUCAACACUCUCAAACCAAUGAUGGAAAAAGUCCGUCUUCAUCCAUUGCUAAUAACUGAAACCAAGGAAUCUGAACUAACUAGAGCUAGAUGGGUGGGUCUGGAAACUCACCACUUGAUUCUUGAGUGUGCUAAGCUUUGCCUUGAUCCCAUUGAAGCAACAUGUGAGGAUGUCUGUGGCUCCUUUUUUAAUCGAAAUCAAGGCUAUGAUUUGGGUUUGGAUACCCUACCUGUACCCACCAACUGGGUGGUAUGUGCAGUUGAAAACAACUUUUGGUCUCCUAGUUUGUCUUUGCCUUCACCAUCCAUGCUUUCAACACCUAGAGGGUCAUCAUCUUCUGUACCCCUUACUCCAGUUUUUCCAAUUAACACCCCAAACCUGAAAUUAACAGGCAAGGUAGCAGAAUCUCCACCCGAAACAGCCAUCGAGGCCACCCCAGAAACAACACCCUUCACAUCCCCAAUGAAAAUGGAAGCCAGCAAUGUGGAUACCCGCCGACCUGCUGCUGCAGUGUGUGCCUUAACCCUCAACACAAGUGUGGCUAAGGACAACCAGACUUUGGAUGUAGAGGCCAAUGCUAGCCCCUUGUCACCCAUCAAAAAAGAUCAAGCUCCAUUUCGAUUUCCUGAUGACCAGUGCCAGGAUAUAUUCUCUCGGGCAGAGCGAUCCACCCUCCUCCAAAGUAAGUUGCAACAGAUAUUGAAAGAACGACAACAAAAUCAAAAGGAAAACAACAAGCCACUAGAAGGCAAGAUUGACAGUGAAAGCAAAGAUGUUGAUUCAAAGGAUAUUAAAGAAACGAAAGAAAACAGUGCAGGGAUACCUAGAAAGGCCUUAGGGGAGAGGCAAAACUAUAGUACCUGUAUAUCAGCAGCAGAGAAUGAAAUUGAUUCUUCUAAAGGUGAUGGAAGAGUCACACAACCCGACCAAGGGAAUAGAAGACGAAAGCUCUCGAUGUAUGAUGGCAGUCAAAAUAUUGACUUUAAACAGCUAGGAGUUCCUGUAGAACAAUUUUCCAAUGGGAAUAAUGACCUAAACUUUUCCAAUGACACAGUUAUAAAACCUGAACUGGAUAAUGAAGAUCAAAAUUACAGAUUAUCCACUGUUAUUGACCGUAGAAUAUCAGAGGAGAAGGAAUCUGAUGGCAGUGAUAGCAGAAGAUCUUCUGAUGAAACUAGGGGGUGUGAAAGUACAAGCUGUGAUGAGCCAGAGAGCCUAGGAUUAGGAGUGCCCAACCAAAGAUCAAUGACUGACCUUGUAAAGAACAUGAGAACAAUGAGAUUAAGAUUUCUUAGUCAGUGUGGCCCUCCACCUGAUCUGUCACAGUACAACAUGGUGGGGGUAGCUCGAGUGGCUGUAUCUCCCACAAAAUCUAUCAUUACUCCCAUUAGAGCUCAGUCCAAGAGUUUGUCCUGUCCAGAUCUGUCAGUGGAUGGCAGUCCCCAAUCAACCUCUAUCCAUGAGGGAAGGGUAAGGAAAGAGUCGGCAAUGUCAUCACUUACAUUGUCCCCAAUAAGACAGGCAGUCGAGGUAAGCGAAGCGACAACACAAACGGAGGAAAUCACAGUUAUCAAUCCCUAUGAGCAACUUCUUGGUGCUCUAGUGUCUGGUCCAACAUCUGCUCACCAGCCCAAAAGUUCAGAAACCAAUUCAAGUAACACGGAGUUUACUGUCCCAUCGCCACACGAACUGUUGGAUCAAUACUUACGAAUUAGUACCAAGAUUGGUGAGGAGGCCAAGAACAUUUUGUGGAAGCAACCUAAUCAAAUAGAAGGGGGACAUGAAGGAUGGAAAAGCCAGGUUCGCCUCAUGCAGAUCAUGCUGCUUUUGGAAAGACAUAAGCGUGAAGUGCAUGCUGAACGCAAUCGCAGGCUGCUAGGACGGGCAAAAAAGGUGUAUGCACUUGAAGAACAGCAAAGAGGAUUACGAGAGAAAGUAACUCAACUCGAAGGGGAAGUUUCAAAUCUGAAACAUGAUAUACGAAACUUGCAGGUAAACGCAUCGGGCAAGGAACAGCAGCUACAGUUGGCCCUGACCCAACAGCAGACAAAAGUUAGCCAAAUACUCGGAGAACAAGAAGUUUCAAAACAGGAUCGUGAGUUGUUAAAGAAACAGUGCAGUGCUCUUAGCAAAGAAAAUGAAUCUUUGAACACUCAGUUGCAAGCUGCCCAGGCUGCCUUGCUAGAAAAGGACAGACAACUUACCGUCCAAGCUCGAUUAGCCAACGAUAAUGAGCUCUUACGUAACCAGGUGGAGGUUUUACAGAAACAAGUUUGUCUCAUGGGAGAAAUACAGGACCAGUAUAAACAGGAAGUUUGGAAGUUAUCAUUAUCAGGUGGUCCUGGUGCUAGGAUGGGGAUGGGAUUAGAGCGUAUAGCUUCCCAGCAACAGGUUGAAGAGCUUGAAGAACAGUGUCGUGUUGCUAAUACUAGUUUAGAUGCUGCACUAAACCGUGUAGCCCAGCUGGAAGCUGCCCUAGCAGAAAAGAAUAAACAACUAGAACAGCAGCAGAAUGCAGUGAAAGCAGCCAGGGAGGUUGGAGCUGAACAGUGUCGGGCAGUAGAGCUGCGUUGCCAGGCAUUGGCUGCAACGAACCAAACAUUAGAGAGUUUCACUCUGGAACAAAAUGACCGUAUAGAUAGACUAAUUCGCCAAGUUAGAAAGUCACAACGAGGUAAAUCUGUUUGUAGUGAUGGUAUUGACAUUGAUUUGGAGUUGUCUGCUUCCCCUUCUUCAGCUAGUGUCAGCAGUGCAGCCACAUCCCCCCCAGAUGACCCUCCCUAUUCUGCUGGUUCACUUUUGGGGAGGCAGCCAAUUGUGCUCAACAAGCUUGAUGUCCUUGCAGGACAAGAGACGGAGCCUGAGGGCCAAUCACGCAGGAAGACUUAGAUAUGGUGUAAUAGUAGUGUCAUGUCUGUUGAGAACACACUGAACCAUUUGUAACACAGAUUGAGGAUGCAAUAAUUGUUUUGUGAGGAUGUUGGAAAGUGUGUUUAGUGAACCUUGUGGUAGAGUUGUAGGACCACUCAUAGCAGCAGCAAAUAUUGAAAAUGUUGCUCAUGUAUGUUUGUAAUGAGGGCAUGUCAGAUGUGAGAGAUCUGGUUGUGAUUGUAGUGACAUGCCUUGAUGCUUGUUAAACAUUCACUAUCCUUUGAUACUGUUGUUGGACAGAUUGGAAAACGAAAAAAAUUACUGGUAAAAAUGUGACGCUUAGCCUCUUAAUUUAGUGAAGUAAUUGGUGAAUCGAGGCAAGUAACAUUGUAUUGUGUAUCCUUGAACUUCUGCCAGAUUGUUUUGCCUUUAUAGACCAAGUUGAGAAUUUUUGAAGUGUGAAAAAUAUGGAUUAUGGUAUUUGUAUUAGUAGUAUGGGGGUCGAAACAUUUUGUGUGAUGCAUUGCCUAGUGUUUUGUAUAAGAAGAGAAUAUAUAACCCAAGACACGUGGCCAGUGCUAUCUUGUACUUCAACAUAGUUACAGGCAUAAUUUAUUCUGACUUGGUCUAUUUUUUUUUCCUUAGCAGAAUCCCACACACUCUCAUCUAGUUCAUCUCCUGGUGUCUUCUGUUGUGGGUAAAUACUUAUGAGUAUACAGUAUGGUAAUUAAUGUUGACAUUCAUGCUAUUGCUACUUGUUAAGCUUUUUAAAUUCAUGUAAAUGUAGCUUUCAA
This is a messenger RNA of Homarus americanus (American lobster), 7702 nucleotides long. RefSeq names its product hamartin-like (gene Tsc1). The record is from RefSeq and is a predicted model, not a curated record. Gene Ontology annotation, cellular component: TSC1-TSC2 complex. The coding region runs from base 3384 to 6926 and encodes 1180 amino acids. Lineage: Eukaryota; Metazoa; Arthropoda; Malacostraca; Decapoda; Nephropidae. The transcript is spliced from 3 exons. Gene Ontology annotation, biological process: negative regulation of TOR signaling; negative regulation of cell population proliferation; regulation of cell cycle.